AUGGAUUCCAGAAGAAGCACGCCAUCUCCUUCUCUCCUCUUCUUCUUGAUCCUCUCUCUCAAGGCCUACCUCUCCAAUGGUUCAGAUUCCAUCAACCCAACUCAACCUCUUAGUUGGCCCCACAACCUAACCUCCCAAGGUGGGACAUUUGAACUGGGUUUCUUCACACCAGGCAAGUCCAAAAACUACUACAUAGGCAUCUGGUACAAACAAGUCUCUGAACAAACAGUUGUCUGGGUAGCCAACAGAGAAAAACCCCUCCCAGCUCUCUCUGAUUCAAUCUUAAAAAUUGCAGAAGAUGGCAAUCUAGUCCUCCUCAGCCCCAAAAAUUUGCCAAUCUGGUCCACCAAUUUAACAUCCAAGCCGCUGAAUUCGACGGUUGUGGUCCUCCUAGAAACUGGAAAUCUCGUUAUGAGAGAUCGGUUUGAUCCAUCCAUCGUGCACUGGCAGAGCUUUGAUCACCCAACUCAUACAUGGCUGCCUGGAGGUUGGCUCGGAUUAAACAAGGCUACAGGUGAAAAGCAACAGCUUACUUCAUGGAAGAACUCAGAAGAUCCGGCCCCUGGGCAGUUCUCUCUUGAGAUAGACCCAGGCGGGAGCAACCAGUAUUUUAUCAUGUGGAAUGGGACUGAAAAGUACUGGACUAGUGGGAUUUGGGAUGGGGUGAUUUUCAGCAAAGUCCCUGAAAUGGGGGUGAACUAUAUGUUCGAUUUCAGCUUCAUCGAAGAUGAACAGAGGAAAUAUUUCACUUACUCAAUGAAAAAUGAUUCUACACUUUCAAGAUUCGUUAUGGAUCUUUCAGGCCAGAUCAAGCAGCUUACAUGGUUGAAAGACUUCCAUAUAUGGAAUCUGUUCUGGUCGCAGCCGAUAUCUCAAUGCGAGGUUUAUGGUCUCUGCGGGGCCUUCGGGAGCUGCAAUGGGAAGAGAUCGCCAUUCUGUACGUGCUUGCCUGGUUUUGAGCCUAAGUCUCUAAAGGACUGGAAUUUGGGGAGCUGGUCAGGGGGUUGCAUGCGGAAAACCCAUUUGGGGUGCGGGCAGAAUGGAUCGUUUACUGGUAAGAAAAAUGGCUUCUGGGUUUUGCCUGACAUGAAGCUUCCUGCCGGAUUGCGUUCGCGUUCGUUGGCGGUUGGGACUACCCGAGAAUGCGAAUGGGCUUGCUUAUAUGAAUGUUCUUGCACUGCUUAUGCUUUCCAGGGCAGGUGUUUGAUAUGGAAUGGAGAUUUGUUGGAUCUGCAGCAGCUGUCUGAUGGAAAUGUUGAAGGUAGGACUCUUCAUCUCCGCCUUGCGAUGUCUGAACUGAAGAAUUCGGACGGUCCUAAGGGUACCAUUACAUGGGCCAUUGUAGGUGCGGUUGCAGGGUCUAUUUUUCUAUCGAGUAUUGUUGGGUUUUUUAUUUGGAGGUGGCGUCAGCGACGGAAUAUAGAACGUUCGGAGGUGGUUCAAGACUCCUUGAUUGCAUUUAACUACAAAAGUCUGCUGAUUGCAACGAAGAAUUUCUCGGAGAAAUUAGGCUGUGGAGGUUUUGGUUCUGUUUUCAAAGGGACUCUGACUGAUCUAACAAUCGUGGCAGUAAAGAAGCUUGAAGGGCUUCAGCAAGGAGAGAAGCAGUUCCGGAUGGAGGUAAGCACGAUCGGGAUGAUCCAGCACGUUAAUCUCAUCCACCUUCGUGGGUUUUGCUCAGAGGUGGCUAAAAGGCUGCUCGUCUACGAAUACAUGCCGAAUGGUUCUUUGGAUUCUCAUCUGUUUGGUCAGAAUUCCAACAUCCUGGAUUGGCCGACGAGGUACCAGAUUGCGAUUGGGACAGCAAGAGGAAUAGAUUAUCUUCACGAGAAAUGCCGAAACUGUAUCAUACAUUGCGACAUUAAGCCAGAAAACAUACUUCUGGAUGCUGGGUUCUGCCCGAAGGUUUCAGAUUUUGGCCUGGCAAAGCUCUUUGGGCGGGAAUUCAGCAGGGUUUUAACAACCAUGAGAGGAACGAUAGGUUAUCUUGCGCCUGAAUGGAUUUCAGGCCUGGCGAUCACGCCGAAGGCCGAUGUCUACAGCUAUGGGAUGAUGGUUUUCGAGAUCAUAUCAGGGAGGAGGAAUACAGAGCAAUGGGCGGUUGGGGAAAGGGCGUUUUUCCCAACUUGGGCUGUGAGGAAAAUCAUCAGCGGCAAAAUCUAUUGCUUGUUGGAUUACAGAUUGGAGGGAAAUGCGAACAUGGAAGAGCUCAGCCGAGCUUGCAGAGUCGCUGGCUGGUGCAUUCAGGACAACGAGAAUGACAGGCCGUCGAUGGGGCAGAUUGUUCAAAUUUUGGAGGGUGUUUUGGAAGUGAAUGUGCCACCAGUACCAAGAUCGCUUCAGAUUCUCAUGGAAGAUCAGAACAUGGUUUCUUUCUCUGAGUCUUCGCCGUCUGCUUGUCAAAUCUCUCAGGUGCCAAGCAAUACUUCAAUGAAUUCAAGGUAAAAAAGUUCUUUGUGGGCAAGUUACAAGUAACAAUGAUCGUCGUGGAGAGAUCUGGACCGUCCGAAUGUUCCAAUUCAGAUAAUGGCAUAGAAAUUACAGUUUGUUUUAUUAGCUUUGGCUUGUUUAGUUUUUGUUUUUAUAUAUAGGCCACGUUUGGAUGUUCAAUUGAAUUCAGUCGAAUAGUGCUCCCAAUUUGUGGUUUAGAUUAUUGUUUCAGGUCCAUCUUGAAACCAUGGAAUCGCAAUGGUGCCAUUCCCACUAAGCUAAUUGUUCUGUAUCCGUCCGAUUAUUGUGUUUCAGUUAGAUUGAGGAUCCAAAAGCGCCAUAGGUUUCUUUGAAAUCCUAUAGAAAUAACAGCUGCUUGAAAUUGUCGUAUUUAGAUUACUAUUGCUGGAUUGAAGCUUC
Magnolia sinica is the source of this 2850-nucleotide messenger RNA. RefSeq names its product G-type lectin S-receptor-like serine/threonine-protein kinase At2g19130. The transcript has a single exon. Gene Ontology annotation, biological process: recognition of pollen; protein phosphorylation. The record is from RefSeq and is a predicted model, not a curated record. The coding region runs from base 1 to 2445 and encodes 814 amino acids. Lineage: Eukaryota; Viridiplantae; Streptophyta; Magnoliopsida; Magnoliales; Magnoliaceae. Gene Ontology annotation, molecular function: protein serine/threonine kinase activity; ATP binding.